GUUCAGAAAACAUGGCGGCGAUGUGCGAGAGCUUUACCGUAUGAGUAACUAAACAUUUACUUAUUAUUAUAAAAACAAAUUCCGUAUAAGUGUUUUGGCUGGAUCAAUUAAGUUAUGCGUACUGUUACGGUAUUGUUUACACCAGGCAAAAUAAAUCAUGACGGACAAGAGGAACAUCGGUUUGCGACACAAGGUUGGCGUGAGAGAAAGUCACAGCAGAAAAUCCUGCCCAAACUCCUACAACUGUCGUAAAGAUUUUACAACCCCAAAACGUCGGCCAAGAAUCCGAUUUAAUGGAUGUUACCGUGGAGAUUCGCCGAAUGAAACUGAAACCCUACAAGACAUCAUCUGGGAUCCAAAUUCACCAACGCAAAACUUUAAUGGAAAAGGAGCCAAUGGCAGAGUCAUUGAGAUAUCCGAGAUUGUCAACAGGAUUGCACCAAAGGUUGAUGGGCCUAAAGAGGGGGACUCGGUGCUCCAGUGGAUUGGAGACAAUGCCAUACCAUGUACUCCAGAGGUUAAACAACCCAGAGUCAGAAGGAUCUCGUCACGGCAGAGCAAUGUUGAGGACCUCAUGAAACUUGCCAAGCAGUUUGACAUCAAUAUGACCCGUCAGGACAAAGAGAGACAACAAAACGCCACAGAGGUUGAUGGUCCCACUCAGCACUUAAGUGGUAGACUGAGCCCACCAUCGGUCAACUGCACACCAGAAAUCAGACCCGACCCUUCCGAAUCAGGGUCAUGUUCAUCUGCUGUCAGGAACGCACCUGUAAAUGCACCAAAAGCAACAGUGAAGGGCUGUGAUGAUGACUGGGAAAAUGAUGACCUUCUCAAUGACUCUUUUGUGUUGGAGAUCAAUCAGAAUGAAGUGCCUUCGAACGUUGUCCAGAAACCCGAGUGUAGCUCUAGGAAUAUUGCGGCCGAGACUAAUCCCUCUGUAUCGAAUGGUAGAGGCGUCUGCCAACAGAUUCAAAAGAGCACCAACAAAAGUAGCACCUUUACUAGGACACUUCCUGAAGGCCAAACGUCUGUCCAGAGCACUUCUAGAGUAAAGCCACCUACUUCUGCACAGAAUCAAACUACCAAGAAGCUGCUAAAAACGUCACUUGAGGGAAAACAGCCAGCACAGUCAUCCCAUGGUAACAAGCAGACAGAGCUUAAUAGAGCUAGCAAAGAUUGCAGAAGCUCUGUCCAACCCUCAACUUCUAAAUUUCAAGGACUUUCAAGGGAAGACUUAAAAUCUCUUUUCGAUUCCGACAGCCUUUGGAAUGAUGAUGAGGAUGAUGAUCUUCUAUGUCAAGCUUGCGAUGAUGUGGAGAGGAUCUCUGCCAGUCAGGAACAGCAAAGACAAAGCAUGGGCUUUACCGAGCCAACACACAAUACAUCAAAAGCACCUUCCUCUGCUGACACCAUUCAAGCUCAGACUCUGCGUGUAAACGGCAAGAGCCAACCAGCACAAGCCACAACGUCCACACGUGCUUUUGUCCGUUCCAACUCGUUGCCUUGUUCCAGUGGCAGCUCUGGGUUUAAUCAGAACUCUGCAGCUGGAGGUUUCAAGCCUGGUUCUGUCAGAGCCACCUCAGAGACGAUUCUGCCACAGGGCACAAAAGUGGGAAAUGCUCCCAACUCCCGCAAUUUUACAUUCAAAAGACAUCUUUCCGACUCCGUGACACUAACCAACAAAGUAUUUGUUUCAUCCAAUGGGACAGUAAAAUGUUCAGCUGCUGAGAUCGAGAGGAAGAAGCAGGAAGCAAUAGCGAGGAGGAGAUCACGCAUGCUGGCCGACCAAAAACAAGGUGCUCCUACAUAGGAGAGCACAGAGAAGCAUGUGCUGUUAAAGUGAAUGACGUGAAUGUUCUGCACUGUAACAGACUUAUGUUAUCACAGCGUUUCAUUGUGACACUGUUUUAUUGAGCUGCUACACUAUAACAAUUACAGCGAAAGCUAAGAAUCAUAUUGCCUGGAGAUCUUAUUCCAGUUUUCAGAAUCCGUUACUAAUUUCUAGUUAAACGCUAAUAAGUCUCUUAGAAGGAAAUGUAAUUGGACAAUUUCUCACGGUUUUCAGAAUAAUGUUAUCUGUUUGACAACCUGGCUGAAAAAAAGUAUUGCCACCUAGUAUUAUUAGUAAAAAUAAUGGCUGCACACUGUACGUUUUCACACCUUAAGCCAAAUUUUCAUAAAGUAUUUCAAACAUCAAUAUUAUGAUGGAACGUAGAAUAGUAAAUGCGGGUCUGUUUCAGUUGCUCAAAGGAUUGAGUGUAGUCUUCCAGUCGUAACUGUGGAUUACAAUAGACCACUUAUACAUUGUAAGUGUCUAAAAAUACUUGAAUUUUUGUUGUUAUCUUUGUCCUGUUUUUUUUCUGUAAAUACCUAAUUAUGGCCUUAAUUAAAGAGGCAAAAAAGUAAGAAACAUGUGCAGUGUUUUGUCCUUUUCAAAAUCUUUAUUAAAACACUUUUUGACUG
Molecule: messenger RNA, 2463 nt
Organism: Triplophysa rosa
Lineage: Eukaryota; Metazoa; Chordata; Actinopteri; Cypriniformes; Nemacheilidae
Gene: etaa1b
Product: ETAA1 activator of ATR kinase b
Exons: 6
Coding region: 158-1810 (550 amino acids)
Source: RefSeq, a predicted model, not a curated record